This is a messenger RNA of Tuber melanosporum (Perigord truffle), 2049 nucleotides long. RefSeq lists its product as uncharacterized. Lineage: Eukaryota; Fungi; Ascomycota; Pezizomycetes; Pezizales; Tuberaceae. Gene Ontology annotation, cellular component: nucleus. The record is from RefSeq and is a predicted model, not a curated record. Bases 1 to 1866 code for a protein of 621 amino acids. The transcript has 5 exons.
AUGUCACACUCUAGCGAUGAAUUCGACGAUGAACUUCCAGACAUGAAGAAGCUGCUGGAACGUUAUGCUGCACCUGUUCAAGCGCGGGGGGAGAGUGCCUCUCCAUUGGAAUUGUUUGACCCGGUUACUCCCCCGAAAGCAUCGAAAACGAGGGCCUCAAAGGCUGCUGUUGUUGGGGGCACGGCGAAGAAGGCUGCGAUUGGUAUAGUUGGAGGUCCGGGCGAUGGUCAAGGUAGCGCAAAGACACCUGUCACGGCUAUAAGAAAACCUAGAACAGUCUCGAAAUUGUUGAACGGGGAUCCGGAGGUGGUGGUGAAGAAGAAGAAGCUGGGCCGAUCUGUUAGCGGAAAGUUUAAAGGCGCUUUGGUAGAGGGGACGAAUGCAACGGGAAGGUCUAUCGAGCCUACAAAGACGAAAGGCCUAGGGAGUUCGUUCCGCGAGCGCUCCACCGUACCACCGGCAAUUUUGGACAGCUCUGAUUCUGAGGAGGAACGCGCUGGAAAGUCGCGAGCCCCACUGCCGCCACCAGCGUUUACCAAGUACCGGCGAAGCCGCAAAACUGUCCUGAGCUCAGAUGAUGAAUUUACGCCGGAAGAGGAUAGUGAGGAGGAAGUUGAGCAGUUGGGUAUUAAGAAACUUCAGCGACUGACGAUAGAUUUAACCUCUUCAUCCGAUUCAGAGGGCGAAGGUUCUAAGCAGUCUACUGCCUCGUCCACUCGACGGACUGAGGCGUCAUCUGAGGACGAGGGGUUCAAGUCACACGGCAGUUCGAAAAGUUUCAAGCUACCAACUGAGGCUAUUCUCUCUUCUCCACCUCGAUCUACAAAGCCUUGCAAGGUUUUCAGGCCCACCCGCCCAACGCAAAACACAAGUGCUACACCCAAGCUAGAUCCACCAAAGAAGAUAGCCCCGGUAAUACCACCAUCACCGCAUCAUCCAACGAGUGAUUUAUUCUGGGACGAGCGCGAGACAAGUUCUUGGAUAGAUACCCACUCCCCGCAGAAAAGACCUCCGGCCCAAAGGUCACUAUUUCAAACCCCCAACUUAAUGAUGCCAGAAGGCACCAUAGCACCGUUGACACCCUCCACAAUGGACUUGAAAGAAAAGCGGGCAUUGAAGAAAUCCUUCGAUGCGAAGAAGAAAGCGCUUGCCGAAGAAUUUCUGAAAAAGGUUGAUGACAAGAUCGCUAAUGGUGAGGUUGGGUCAAAAUGUGCGAAUACGGGUGGCGUGCAGAUUAUAUGGAGUAAGACUUUAAGGACGACUGCCGGGAUGGCGAAGUGGAAGGUGGAGAAACUUAGGCUGCCCGAUGGGCAUGUCGCUAUGGGCGGCCAUGAACUAGCAGACCGAGUGAGACACCAUGCGACGAUUGAACUAUCGGUGAAGGUCGUUGAUAACGAAGAAAAACUCUACAAUGUCCUUUGCCACGAAUGGGCCGCGCAAUGUACCCAUGCCUUUUCCCACCUCGGGGUAAAGGUAACAACAACCCACUCCUACGAAAUUGAGUGCAAAUACCAAUGGACCUGCCAAAACCUCCAAUGCAAAUACAUCUACAUGCGCCACUCGCAAUCUAUUGACCCCGAAAAGCACUCAUGCGGUGCCUGUACUAGCGGGCGACUCCUACAGACACAACCUGUGCCAAAGGUGAAGAGACCGAUCACAGGCUACCAGGCCUUCAUGAAGGAGAACUUUAGCAGGAUAAAGGCAGAGAACCCGGGGAAGCCUCAGAAAGAGCUUAUGGGCCUUGUUGGGAAGGAGUAUAGGGAAGCGAAGGCCAAGGAUGAGGAUGCAAAGAAGGGUAGUGGGUUCGUGGAGGCUGGAGAGAAGGAGGGGGUUCUGGAGGAACUCUUAUGGGGGUUGGAAGUUUGAUGAUGAUGAUGAUGUGUGCAGUACAAGCUCCUGUAUAGAUUUUUUGUGGGCGAGUUCAUUCCAUGCAUGAGCGGGCGGUUUCGAGUAUGUAGCUCAAUUUUUGCUGUGAGGCUUUGUCCCUCCACCUUUGCAAACCAUACAACAUAGUCAUUACUAUCAACCGACCAUUCAUAUUUUCACCAA